GCUGUACCGCCAGUUGCUAAGUGACAGCCAAUGACAGAUUGGACCUCGCUUGUUAUUGUGGAGCCUUCGCGGAAGUGAUUCUGCGUAUUCCUAUUGGUAUUUUUUGUUUGUUUUCUUUUUUCAUUGUCGCUUAAUCGACCGGACUUGAAAGAAGGAGACUGCGAGCCCGGGGCCGGGGACACAGGGAGACGCUGUUAUGUUGCGAUGGCUUCUGGGAAGUCGAGAAGCUCACAAUGGAGUGGAGAAAUCUGCGGUAGUAGAUAUUGGGGAAGAACAGACACAGAACCCUUAUACAGAACUGUCAGUGCUACAGGGACAUAAUGAUAUUGUUCGUUUCCUUCUGCAGAUAGAUGAGUCCAGGUUUGCAUCUGCAUGUGAUGAUGGAUCAGUCUUUAUAUGGGAUGUUCAGACCGGAGAUAUACUGUGUGAGCUGCGUGGACAUACACAGAAGAUCACAGCUAUCGUUGCUUGGGGAGCAUCGGACAUUCUUCAGGGAAAGACAGAUAUAAUUCUGACCGCUUCCUCGGAUAAAACAGUGAUUGCCUGGGAUUGUGACAGUGUACAGCAAGUGCAGAAGGCAACCGAUUUCCACUCCACUGUAAAGACACUGCUAGUCCUUCAGAGCCUGGAUGUGUGGCUGUCUGGUGGCAAUGAAUUGCGUGUCUGGAACCGGGAAUUCAAUCUGCUAUGUGAGACUGGCUAUUUUGUGGAUGGUGGUAUCAGCUCUUUGAUUGAACUACCCAAAAACUGUGUGGCUGCAGCCAUUGGCAAAGAUUUAAUAAUCUUUAAACUCAGUGUUGCCAGCAGAGAGAGUGAUCAGUGGGAUGUGUCUGAAGUAAGGUGCCUGACUGCUCACCAAGAUAUCAUUCGCUCACUGAUAACGGUCAAUGAUCUAACCUUUGUGAGUGGUUCCCAUGCCGGAGAGCUAAUUGUUUGGGAUGCCUUAGACUGGACAUUUAAGGCGGUUGAGCGAAACUUUUCAGAGAUCUUAUCCCCUCAAGAUGCUCCGCAAGAAAUUAAACUACUGCAGACACCAGAGGAGAUUUCUGUUCAACAUCUUGCAUCCGAUGAAGAAAGUGUUUUCGCUGCAGUGGGAAGAGGCCUCUACGUGUACAACCUGCAGGUGAAGCGAGUGAUUGCUUAUCAGAAGAGAGCCCAUGACUCAAGCAUCCAGCACAUUGCAAAACUUCCCAAUGGGCAGUUUGUUUCCUGCUCAGAGGAUGGCAGUGUUCGUAUCUGGGAAUUGCGCUCCAAGCCACUUCACGCAGAGUCAGUGCCGGCAGGCUUCUUUAGUAUGUGGGGAUUUGGAAAAGCUGCCAAGCAAUCCAGUCAUGCAGUGAAGAAACCACAUGAUACUGGGAUAGUAGCAACUCUGGAGCUGAUUGGGAAUUUAAUUGGCCAUUCAGGAUCCGUACAGAUGUUCCUUUAUUUUAAAGAUCACGGCCUGGUAACGUGCUCUGCUGACCAUCUCAUCAUCAUAUGGAAGGAAGGGAAUCGCGAGUCUAGGCUUCGCAGCUUGAUGCUGUUUCAGAAGCUAGAGCAAAAUGGCGACCUGAACCCAAGGUUUUCCCUUAACUGAGCUACUUGCAGGGGGAUCUAGCGGUAUGGUUUACAGCAGCAGCCUUCACACUGUGCUUCUCCAUAACCACAGCGCCUCCCAGCAAGCUCAUUCUGUUGGGCAGUGCCGGGAGUUGCUUGGCCACUGUAGCUAGAGAGCAACGGGAUGUAGGUUUCUGUAGUAUUACAGUAUUCACUGGGUGUAAAUAGUAGCAGAGACACUGAUCAUUUUAAGAUUGGCAUCAUGUUUACAAAAUUGAAUGACUGCCACUGAUUGCAUUGUGCUACUCUUACAAUGAAGCUUUUAUUUUUGUACAAAUGUUUUAUAUUUUAUUUUAGCUUUUUUUAUGUUGCCUUUAAUCUUGUAUUUUGCCCUGGUGCCAGUAAUAGUUUUUCCAGAGAGGUCACAUGGUUAUUACCCCUGUAUAAAAUACAGGAGACUGGAUUAGUAAUAAUCCCCAGCAAGACUUGCCUCUGUACAUUCAUCCUGACAUCUGGGCGUCAAUGCUAUUAAACUGCCCUGAAGUAGCAGAAUCCUGAGUCUCCAGAGGAUGGGCCCGUCCUACACAGUGCAAAUCAGCAUAAGUUUUAGUGCUAAGUGUGCACUUUGCCCAGAGAUUGUUUCACAAUGGACAUAGAAGGAAGAGACAGUGGCGGAAAGAUUGUUAAUUGCCUGUCAAGAGUCAUGGUUCUUCCCUGACAGCUUUUUAGGCCACUUUCACCUGCAAUUAAGGCCGAGGCUGUUAUGUCCUGGAAAGCUGGCAGUACCCCAUCUGUGAGACUGGGGCCAUUAAAGGAACAUUUUACAAAGAAGUUUGGAAAAGAAAGAAGGGCAUGCCUAUGACUUUAGCUGCUCUUAAAGGAAUACUGUCAUGGGAAAACAUGUUUUUUACACAAAACAUCAGAUUCCUGCAUUGAAAUACAUUUUUCAAAAAAACAAACAGAUUUUUUUAAACUUAAUAUUGAAAUUUGACAUGGGGCUAGCCAUAUUCUUAGUUUCCCAGGUGCCCAAUACUCUGAUAAAAUUCAGCCACUUUUUACUGCUGCGCUGCAAGUUGGAGUAAUAUCACCUUCCCCCCCAGCAGCCGAUCAGCAGAACAACGGGAAGGGAGCAAGAUAGCAGCUAUUUGACACCUACAUUGCUAAAAAAAAUUAGCCCAUGCCCCACCUAGUGGUAGAUAUGAGAAUAACACUCAAUAGUAUGAAAUCUAAGUCCGGCUUGGGACUCCUCCAGUUACACCUGAGUAGAAGAAAUAAUAGGUUACCUGAAAGCAGUUCUAAUGUGUAGUGCUGGCUCCUUCUGAAAGCUCAGACUCAGGCACAAUGCACUGAGAUGGCGCCUACACACCAAUAUUACAGCUAAAAAAUACGUUUGUUGGUUUAAGAAUAAAAUUUUAUUUAGCAUAUGCUAUUUAGGUUUCUGAAGGGUUAAAUUCGGCGCUCAUAUAGUGUGCGUCAAAAAUGUUUUCAAAAAGUCACGAUUUUUAGGAUUCGUUUCGGCCAGGAGUGUGGAUUCUGCCGAAUCCGAAUCCUGCUGAAAUAGGCCGAAUCCUGGGUUCGGUGCAUCCCUAGGUUUUACCAAUGAAGAUUUACCCAAUGAGGUCAGGUUCCCAUGCACACACAACAUACCACUACUAUUGUUUGUGGCCAAAGUUCUUCAAAAAUGUUAUUGGUACAGGUAUAGGAUCCAUUAUCUGGAAACCCGUUAUCCACAAAGUUCAGAAUUACGGGAAGGCCAUCUACCAUGGUCUCCAUUAUGAGCAAAUAAUUCUCUUUAAAAAUGAUUCCCUUUUCUCUGUAAUAAUAAAACAGUACCUGUACUUGAUCCCAACUAAGAUAUAAUUACCCCUUAUUGGGGGCAGAACAGCCCUAUUGGGUUUAUUUAAUGGUUAAAUGAUUCCCUUUUCUCUGUAAUAAUAAAACAGUACCUGUACUUGAUCCCAACUAAGAUAUAAUUACCCCUUAUUGGGGGCAGAACAGCCCUAUUGGGUUUAUUUAAUGGUUAAAUGAUUCCCUUUUCUCUGUAAUAAUAAAACAGUACCUGUACUUGAUCCCAGCUAAGAUAUAAUUACCCCUUAUUGGAGGCAAAAUGAUUUUUAGUAGACUUAAGGUAUGAAGAUUCAAAACAAGGAGAGAUCACUUAUCCGAAAAUCCCAGGUCCCGAGCAUUCUGGAUAACAGGUCCUAUACCUGUACGAAUCACUUGUGUGUUUUUCUCAUGAUCUCCUGUAUAACUAUGUGACUGCUCUAUGUAUUUAUUGUGUUGUUAUUAUGACUACACAAAUGCACUUUUUUACUUUUCUGCUUUUAACUUAUAAUUGUUCUGAUGCUUCAGUAAUAAGUACAAGUUCUAGGGAUGAUUUAUGAAGUGCUAUGUGCAAGUACCGGCGCACUAAUGCUUGCAGGAUAUACCGUAUCCUAGGUUGCUGAGCUUUACUGGCAGGCUCCCUGGUGUAUUGGUUAACUAUUCAUUUAUAAUUAUCAUGUAUUAGAGAAAAAAUACAAAAAAAAUUCCUUUUGUGUUGAAAAUUAUGCACAGGUCUUACUAAGGCAACUCCUGCCAUCGCCAUUGCUCUGUACAAAGUCAUGUUCAUAAUAUGGUUGUAUAUGUAUAAUAAAAUGGUUGCCUGUCA
Molecule: messenger RNA, 4189 nt
Organism: Xenopus tropicalis (tropical clawed frog)
Lineage: Eukaryota; Metazoa; Chordata; Amphibia; Anura; Pipidae
Source: RefSeq, a predicted model, not a curated record